GACAAAAGACAACUCAAAGUGCUUUGAGUUUCAGGUAGAGAGUGUGAAAUUACUUGGAAGGAAUCAAAUAAAGUGAACAAGGUGAAAUGAACAGAGGAAAAUUUUUUUUAAAUUUAAAAAAAUAAAUUUAAAUUGCUUUAUAUCAAAAUAUCUAUUAAGUAAAAGUCAUAGAGAUCAUUCAGAAAUAUAAUGUGUACCAGAAAGGUAUCGUACGCUUUUAAUGGAGAUGUUGGAAACUUCCAUUAUGGACCUGGACAUCCAAUGAAACCUCAUAGAUUAAGUGUAAUUCACCAUCUCGUUAUGAAUUACGGCUUACAUAAAAAGAUGCAAAUUUAUCGUCCAUAUCAAGCUACAGCUCAAGACAUGUGUCGAUUUCAUGAUGCAGAUUACAUCGACUUCCUUCAAAAAACACUUCCUGGAACAGUUUCACUUCAAGAUCAUAAAAAUUUUAAUUUAGGAGACGAUUGUCCCAUCUUCGAUGGAUUAUUUCAAUUCUGUUCAAUGUACACUGGAGCAAGUCUUGAAGGAGCACAAAAGCUUAAUCAUAAUCAAAGUGAUAUUUGCAUUAAUUGGAGUGGUGGAUUACAUCAUGCAAAGAAAUAUGAGCCGUCAGGAUUUUGUUAUGUUAACGACAUUGUCAUCAGUAUUUUGGAGCUGCUGAAAUAUCAUCCUCGAGUCCUUUACAUUGACAUUGAUGUGCAUCAUGGAGAUGGUGUCCAAGAGGCUUUCUACUUAACAGACCGUGUGAUGACUGUCAGUUUUCAUAAAUAUGGUGACAAAUUCUUUCCUGGAACUGGAUCGAUGUAUGAAAUUGGCGCUGAAUCAGGUCGAUACUACUCAGUGAAUGUUCCAUUUAAAGAAGGAAUCGACGAUCAAAGUUACUUUCAAGUCUUCAAACCUGUCAUUCAAUCAGUGAUGGAUUAUUAUCGCCCAACAGUCAUUGUGCUUCAAUGUGGAGCUGAUUCGUUAGCUGGAGAUCGUCUUGGAUGUUUUUCAUUGUCAACUCGUGGUCAUGGUGAUUGUGUGAAGUUUGUUAAAGAGUUAAAUGUCCCAACGUUGAUACUUGGCGGUGGUGGCUACACGUUGAGAAAUGUAGCUCGUUGUUGGACAUAUGAAACGUCUUUGUGUGUCGAUGAACAAAUCUCAAAUGACAUUCCGAUGAAUCUCUACAUUGAAUUCUUUAAACCAGACUUUGUUUUACAUCCAGACAUCCCAUCACGCAUAGAAAAUGCUAAUUCGAAGCAAUAUCUCGAAGCGAUCACAAAACACACAUAUGACAUUCUCAAAAUGUGCCAGCACAGUCCAUCAGUUCAAAUGUUCGACAUACCAGCCGAUGCUUUACCUGACGAGAAAGACAGAAACAUCGAUGAACCGGAUGCGGAUGUGAGAAUGAGUCAAUCGGAUAUUGAUAAUCUAAUUGAUAAAAAUAAUGAAUUUUAUGAUGAUGACAAUGACAAUGAUAAGAAUGAAAACGAUUUAUAAAUGUAAAAUGUCAUAAAUUUAAUGUUAAUCGUAAUUUUUUAAUGAAUAAAACAACAAUUGAAAUAUA
Molecule: messenger RNA, 1549 nt
Organism: Clunio marinus
Lineage: Eukaryota; Metazoa; Arthropoda; Insecta; Diptera; Chironomidae
Source: the annotation of a GenBank genome assembly